CAGCCAUUGUAUCAGCGCUUCGCAGCAGUUGGUGGCCGGCUCUCCGCCGGUUCAUGGUGACGCCAGUGCUGCGCGCCGUAGACAACGACGAGCCCAUGGAUUUCCUCACUGAAGUCCGUCGGGUGGUGGUCGUGGUCAUCAACAUCAUUACCAGGACUGUCACUGAGGAUGUGCUCAUCGGGAAAGUCGAUACGGCUUACAAAUUAGUAUGCAGCCUUGCAUCAGAGGCAGGAGGUCUGGUGAACAAAGUGUCUAUGUUUGACAAAGACAUGAUGUUUCUGGUGGUGUUCGGUCUCCGAGGGUUGAAGCACGAGCAGGAGGCACAAAAAGCGCUAAUUUGCGCCUACCAGCUCAAGGAGAAGAUGGACACGGGGGAUCCUAACAUAAUAAGCGUGUCUAUUGGAGUAACCUCAGGUACAACAUACUGCGGAGUUGUGGGACAUGUUUUGCGAAGAGAGUACACGGUGAUUGCACCAGGUGUGAACAUGGCAGCACGGCUCAUGAUGGUGUAUCCAAUGAGAAUUACAUGUGACAAGGAGACUUUUCUUCGAAGCAAACUAGACCAAGACUACUUCAAGCUGAUGGAACCUAGAGCCAUCAAAGGCAUCGCCUCGGUCGGACCAAUAUAUGAAUUUAAUCAACUGUGGACGGAACGCAUCUGCAGCUGGCGGCACCCACUGCUGGGUCGUAACGACGAGCUGCGACGGUACAAGCAAAUACUCCACAACGCGCUGAACGAGAGCAGCGAGAAAUUCACCUCCUUCAAGAACCACAAGUUUGCUGUAGCCUUCAUUGGUCCUAAAAUGGUAGGAAAAAAACGCCUAGUUGAAGAAUGCCUCCACAUUACGCCUAGUUAUAUACAAAUAGAGAAAAUUGAACUCACUGAAAAGGACAAGAGUUCAUUUGAAGUGUUCAGAAAAAUAAUGUCUAUGGUUUUCAUGGACCAACAAAGCCAGCGCGCCACCAGGCACAACUUCGAAAAUAUGAUUCGAUACAAUGUGGACACAGCCACGCUGAGGCCGCUAGAACUUCACGCUUUGAACGUAAUAUUCGACCUCCGCUUUCCAUUGCCUGAGAAAUUUAUGUUUUUUGGAGAUAUUCUAUCCGAUUUUGCCGUUAAAAGUUUAAUCCGGGAAUUGAUUCGAGCUAAUCUACGCAGACUUUGGGUAGUCACCAUUUACGAAGGGCAGUACAUAGACGACGAGUCCUGGCGGCUGCUACUACUGAUAUUAGAGACAAAGACCGCGUUCGUGGUCAUGACCCUCUCGGAAGAGGGCAAACUGUCAGGCGUCGGUCAAGCCACCUUGAAGAAUCACAUGAUUGUCAAUUUCCACCUGGGUGGCAUCGACCGCUGGUACCACGCGGCACUGGCCUGCCAACUGUUGGACGUGCAAGCCAUUCCGCCAGAUUUGGAGAAAGUCAUCGAAUGCGCAAGUGGAGGCAUCCCUGGCUGGAUCCAGAACUUCCUCAUAUCACUUGUGCAGCGCGGCGUCCUCUCCAUAGUGACGGUGUCUCGGAGCGAAGCCGUCGACUCCGGUGCUAUCAUGCCGCCGCCGCAACUGCUGCAGAGGACCGAUGAUGAUGAUAACUAUGAGGCUGACAUGCCGUUAAGAGGGCCUAGUUAUAUGAGUAUCUACAGCGUGGUGAGUGUAAGUACGAAGAGCAGGAACGAUGGUGGGGGGAGCAGGUUCGACGUGCCUGCUCACGACACUGAUGUCAUACAGGUGGCCGUACUAGCUGAGGGAUACAGCUUCCUGGACAUGAAAUCUGAUAUGACAAUGGACGCGGUAAUAUUAAAAACUUACGAUUCUUUAACGCCAUUUGAGAAGAUGCUGUUGAAAUGUGGAUCGGUUCUCGGAGAGGUGUUCUCUCGUCGAAUGCUCCUGUAUUUGCUGGAAACCGACUCGGAUAGGACAGUAGCUCAAGCUGUAGCCAAAUUGUUUUCAAUCCACGUGCUAGAAUGCGAAGGUGGAGAUUUCACCCGGGACACAUCAAAUCAGCUGCUGGUGCACCCCGCGCCUUCACUGCCAACCUUCAAGUCUCCGCAUUGCGCCUGCAUUGGCACGAGGCAGCCACCUGACUGCCGAGAUAUCCCUCUCUACGCUUUCUGCGGAUACAUGAGAUUUAGACACUCGUUAUUUCGGACUACAACAUAUGAGUUACUUACAGAGAAUCAAAAGAACGAGAUGCACUCCCGAGCGCUGACGUACCUAGAACGGUACACUCGUCGCUGCAACGCGUGCGGAUCUGGCUGCUUCGUCAAACUCGUAGGACUCCGCUGUGAUGAUGGUCUCCGCGUGGAGAGUGAAGAGUUAAAACGCACUCGGCAGCAGAUUCGCAACCUGUCGGCUGAGACGCGGCUUGCCAGCGACUACGAUAUCGCUGGAGCUGGCACUUCGGAAUUCUCGACGCAGAUGAACCCUGCGUUCAAAAACAUGCCUGGAGAAACAACGAGUGAGAUUUACGAUGUGGAUGUUCUAGAAAAGAGUACCAGAAACCUCACAGACUCCAUCGGGCUGUACACGAACAAGCAAGUGCGCUCGUUUUCAUCGCUGGAGCUCGGAAACUGCGAGUGUUUGGCCAUACUGCUUUCUGUCUACUGCCAGAUCAUAGACCACUGCAAAGGAGCUGGUGAACACCUAAAGCUCUAUGAUGCCUACAUGGAAUACACCGAUUUGAGUAUUUUGAAGCUAAAUAUCCCACAAGCUAUUAGACUCCUGUUUGAAGUGGAAACUUUCGUAAAGACCACGAUGAAAGACGAAUUGCCACAUUGGAUGAACGAUUUCCGUUUGGCCAGCAUUCAUUCUUUACGAGGGGUUUGUAUGCUGGAGUCUGGCGACCUGGGAGAAGCCAGGACUCAGCUUUUCACUGCUAUGAAACUCUAUUAUAACCCAUUUCCUGAUACCAAAUUCAAAGCGAAGUUUAGUCAUAUGAAGAUAACUUUCCACCAAUUGAUGGCCAUGUCUGUAGCUCCGCAGUGCUACGUGACCAGAGAGCCGGGAUAUGUAGGGUUCUAUUACGAAGACAUGGCUCUCACCUUGAACAGGCUGUACAGACUCUUUUUGGAAACAAAAGAGGAAGACAAUGCCUUACUGGCGGCUAAAUGGUCGUUCAACUACGCUUUACGAACUAACGCGAACUUCCGCGUCCUGUGCACUAGCUACGGGAACAUGAUUGCCGUUUACCGUCAGAAACAAAAGUUUUCCAUGUGUCGUACGCUCGAAAAGCGAGUGAUGGAACUGUGUCACCGCAAGAGAGGACAGCUCGAUGUAACCGAGGUCCAAGCUGUCUGCUAUCUAUACACGACUUUGUUUCUAUUUUUUGUGGAAUAUGGUAAGAAGAUGGAGAGCAUCCAGUUCGGUCUGUCAGUGAUGAGGAUGAUGAGCAGCCUGACCGACCUGAACACCCGUCAGCUGCUUAUACUGUGGAUGCUGAAGUUUCUUCUCUCAGACCUAAGAGUCCACGAUAUGGUGUCCAUCAUGAGGGAGUUCUUCUAUAUGAUCGACCAUUAUGAUCUAAGCUCGGAGACGUGGUACUAUUUCUACGCGAUUAUAAUACUGCUGGACACCGGGUACACCGUGGAGAGCUACAGCACGUGUGAGAAGUUCUACAUCAAGAAGGGCGACGCCAUACUGCGGUCUAAAUCGCCUGAGGCCGCCUGGAACUUCUUCGUUUGCAUGUGGCUUGUAACUAUUCGCGUGGGCGCAUGGGAGAGAUCUAUACUCUGGGACGAGAAAAUAAAGAAGAUACGAGGAAACGUGAAACUAGAGAAGUACGAAUUCGGCACAAUGAUCGUCGUCAGACUUUUGGAAGGACUUCUCAUUACGCUUGUGAGAGAGAUGAGCAACAGAAAUAUUAAAAAGAUAAUGGUUUUGGAAAAGUCUAUCCAGGCGAUGCUCAAAGAUUUGAAGUCUGCUUGUGGCCGCGCACCAAUGUUUACACCAAGGUAUUACCUCCUAGUGGCGUAUUUUGACUACAUCCGUGGCAAGAAGCUACGUGCCUUCAGUCAGAUUAACAAGUCUAUUGAACUGGCGCGACAGUACUCCCACGCACCCAUGCAAUACUGGGCCGAGCAUACGAGAGAUCAUUGGAAGGGCACAUUGCCGAAGCACCUUGAGAAUUACUGGAUCGAACACGUGGAGCCUGAUAAUACGCUGGACUACAGAGAUUUCGAUUCUAAGAAGAAAAUUGUGCCCUACACGCUCCCGUUGCCACACGACUUGGAAUUCUAAAUGAAAGGAACUCUGAAUUCGCCGAUGACAAUGACCCAGGAGUGAGUCAGGAAAUCGACCCUUGUUUAAAGGGUUAAUUAUCUACCUAAUUGUAAGGUUCAAUUUACCUAAUGGUUAGAGUACGAGGUUUUGUUUUAAGUUUAUUUUCGAGAUUAAUAGAACUUAAUAAAAUAAUACGUUUUAAGUUUAGGCUGUCAUAAGUUAUUCUUAGAUUUCUUUAUUGUUAUUUUUGGAUUUAGGCAAUUACGUAUUAUGUUUAGUUUACUAUUUAGUGAAGUUACUAAAAAAAGUAUUUUUUAUCUUUGUUCUUUUAAAAAGAAAAAUAAAAAGCAUAUGUAAUAGGCAAAAUAAUUUUAUUUCAAUAAUAAAUGGUGCCUACAUUCAGAACAGUCAGGUGGGUUAAAUGGACACUCAAAUGCAGCAAAAUUUGUUUAAAAAACAAUAUAAAUGUAAUGUAACAAUAUAAUUAGUUGAGGAACGUCUUAAGACAUGAGGUGACAUUUUAACAGAGCAACUCAAAAUUUUACUUUAUAUACUAUUAUGAUAACAUCCACACAUCCCUGCGCCAAUAUUAAAGUUUGAGAGUAUAAUUCAUUUUAUAAUUGUGUAUAUUGCUUGUGAUUGUACACUAGAAAAAAAAAAUUUAAACAAAAUCGAAAUUUGUCAUAUCCUUUCAGUUUAGUUUAUAGUAUUUAAAAAAAAAUCGAAGAUAAAAUUUAAAAAUUUCUUAGAAGAAAGACACACUCCAGUAUUAAACGUGACUGUUCUGUACCAAUUUUCUUUAGCGACCCUGCCGGUGGAAUGAAGAACCUUAACAUUUCCAACAAUCCAUAACAUUUAACAUAAUUUUUACAUUACAAAUAAAUAACCUACGUACAUAGGAAUGUAAAUCAAACAUUCAUCAAUAAUAAAAUGAGAAAAUAAGCUUGUGAAAAAUAUAUUUACAACUAACAUCAUUUUAUUCAUUUACACAUACCUAUACUGUCUUUAUGUUCUCCACUUUCAGAUCUAAGUGAAA
Amyelois transitella is the source of this 5250-nucleotide messenger RNA. Its product is annotated as adenylate cyclase type 10. Gene Ontology annotation, molecular function: adenylate cyclase activity. Bases 54 to 4232 code for a protein of 1392 amino acids. Gene Ontology annotation, cellular component: cytoplasm. NCBI's taxonomy places the organism in Eukaryota, Metazoa, Arthropoda, Insecta, Lepidoptera, Pyralidae. The record is from RefSeq and is a predicted model, not a curated record. Gene Ontology annotation, biological process: intracellular signal transduction; cyclic nucleotide biosynthetic process. The transcript is spliced from 31 exons.